This is a messenger RNA of Amphiprion ocellaris (clown anemonefish), 1776 nucleotides long. RefSeq names its product transcription elongation factor A (SII), 2 (gene tcea2). NCBI's taxonomy places the organism in Eukaryota, Metazoa, Chordata, Actinopteri, Pomacentridae. Gene Ontology annotation, cellular component: nucleus. Bases 649 to 1776 code for a protein of 375 amino acids. Gene Ontology annotation, biological process: transcription elongation by RNA polymerase II; DNA-templated transcription. Gene Ontology annotation, molecular function: zinc ion binding; nucleic acid binding. The record is from RefSeq and is a predicted model, not a curated record. The transcript has 10 exons.
AUGUUAAUACGAUGGACAAAAUAUUAAGAAUACUGUAAAUAUAACCCAGUCCAAAGCACUGUCACCACCUACUGUAAGAUCAGAAAUAAAUACAAAAUAGGAUUCUGACAAUGUUUACAAAAAAAUGGAACUGUUAAACGUAGAAUUUAAGGUACUGCUGACUCCUAAUAAAGUGCUAAAUGAGUGUAUAAAUAGAAUAAAUUAAAAAGGAGGGAGGAUAUCUGGAGAAUUUAGUCUAUAAAAUGGAGGUGAGCAUUAAGUUUUUAUCAAGAGGGAGCUCUGAUUCAUCUGCUUGUGUGUUGUUGUUUUGUUUUUAACCCUGACUAACAGAAAUAUUUUCAGUCAUUUUUUUUCAGUCAGAGAGCAGAAUUUUACACGCUCUCUUCAUAUCAUCAACUUUAAACACAAGAGAGCUGAAAUAUGUCAGUGUCCUUUCAAAGCUGUGGGCCACAAGAGACUCCAUCUCCCAUCAUCCCACAGUGUCACACAACAACAAACGAGAGGGAGGCAGCAGCUGGGAGAGAAGGAGACAGACAGGCUGCGUAAAGAGAAGCAAAGGGACAGAGUCUGGGAGAGUUUUUCUUCCACAUCAAUGGAGCUUUUCGCCGCAGCAGAGGAGCACAAGUGACGCCCCGAAAUCCGCUCGACAUGGCCAAAAAUCAGGAAGUGGAGCGCAUCGCCAAAAAGCUGGAUAAAAUGGUGCACAAGAAGAACACGGAUGGUGCUCUUGACUUGCUGAGGGAACUAAAGAACAUCAAGAUGUCUCUGGAGACCCUGCAGUCAACUAGAGUUGGAAUGUCGGUUAACGCAGUGAGGAAACAGAGUUCAGAUGAGGAAGUUCAGACUUUGGCCAAAGUUCUCAUCAAAUCCUGGAAGAAACUGCUGGACGGUUCGGAGGGGAAGUCUGAAGAGAAGGAGAAGAAGAAGGACGGCUCUCCAGUGAGAUCAUCGUCCACCUCCAGUGAUUCUGGCAGUAGCGAGAAAAGUAAGAAGUCCGGGGAGACGCCCACCACCCCAACAACCCCAACCACACCCACCCUCACCCCUCAGUUCACCUCCUUCCCCCCAGCCCCCGUCACGACUGACAGCGUGCGGAACAAGUGCCGAGAGCUGCUGGUGGCCGCCCUGCAGACUGACGACGACCACAAGACCAUUGGAGUCGACUGUGAGCACCUCGCAGCACAAAUUGAAGAGCAGAUCUUCCAGGAGUUUAACUCCACCGAUAUGAAAUACAAAAGCCGUCUACGAAGUCGCAUCUCCAACCUGAAGGACCAGAAGAAUCCAGACCUGCGUCGCAACGUCCUGUGUGGAAACAUCUCGCCUCAGCGCAUCGCCUGCAUGACUGCCGAGGAGAUGGCGAGCGCAGAGCUGAAGCAGAUCAGAGAGGCUCUGACCAAAGAGUCCAUCAGAGAGCAUCAGCUGUCAAAGGUCGGAGGAACCGAGACCGACAUGUUCAUCUGCAACAAGUGUCAUGGAAAAAGCUGCACGUACACCCAGGUGCAGACCCGCAGCGCUGAUGAGCCCAUGACCACUUUUGUUGUGUGCAACAGCUGCGGCAACAGAUGGAAGAUCAGCCCUGCAGCCUCCUGCAGCCAAAUCAGGAGCAGGAGUCCAUGUGGGCGACGGACAGUGGUAAGGUCAAUGGUGAGAGGUCACAGAGGCAGAGGUCAGCAGCAGCAGUGCCCAGGUAGGCCACCCUGGUGUGUGUGUGUGUGUGUGUGUGUGUCUGUGUGUGUGUUUGUGUGUCUGUGUAAAUAUUUGUGUUACUAUACAUAA